Messenger RNA from Clarias gariepinus (North African catfish), 2624 nucleotides. Its product is annotated as inter-alpha-trypsin inhibitor heavy chain H3-like. Lineage: Eukaryota; Metazoa; Chordata; Actinopteri; Siluriformes; Clariidae. The transcript has 18 exons. The coding region runs from base 110 to 2551 and encodes 813 amino acids. The record is from RefSeq and is a predicted model, not a curated record.
UGGAGCUAAAAUUUGCGGUGAGCAGGGUUAAUGACCGAAGAGUCUCAGAGGUUUGUUUAAAAGCUGAUGAAAAAUAAAUUUCUCAGACCUGAGUGCUGUAUGGGACACCAUGGAGCGAACCACAUUGGUACUAACGAUCCUUGGACAUUUACUUCUCUGUGUCACUUCGGCCCCAGUCAAGCAGCAACAAGAUGUCGACAUCUACAGUUUUCACAUCAACUCCACAGUAAACAGCCGCUACGCCAUCACAGUCAUCACAAGCCGUGUGGCGAACCGGCUCAAUGAGUCCAAAGAAAUUCAUUUCCAGGUCAAGAUACCCAAGAAUGCUUUCAUCAGCAAAUUCAGGAUGACCAUAGAGGGAAAGACGUAUGAUGGAGUUGUGAAGCAGAAAGAAGCGGCACAACAACAGUACAGUCAAGCAGUAUCUCGAGGAGAAAGUGCUGGGAUUGUCAGCUCAGUAGGACGGACUCUGGAGGACUUUAAAACCUCAGUGACGGUGGCAGCUUUCAGUAAGGUGACCUUUGAACUCACCUAUGAAGAGCUGCUAAAGAGACGGCUGGGCAAAUACCAGUUACAAAUCAACGCCCAACCAAUGCAGAUUGUAGCAGAUUUCAAGAUCGAUGUCUACAUUAAUGAGCAUCCGGGUAUUUCCUUCCUGGAGAUUAAAGGAGGGCUGAAAACUCAGGAGCUGUCCAGUGCUGUAACCAGUACUCUGGCUUCAUCUACCAAAGAGGCAUGGGUGAACUUUUACCCCACUCGUGAGCAGCAGACAAAGUGUGAAGGUUGUGGAGAAAAUGGACUAAACGGAGACCUGAUCAUAGAGUACGAUGUGAAGAGACCAAAACAAAAUGGAGAACUACAGGCAUCAAACGGAUAUUUCGUCCACUACUUUGCACCCACAGAUAUUCAGAAAAUCCCCAAAAAUGUGGUUUUUAUCAUCGACCGAAGUGGCUCUAUGCGUGGCAGGAAAAUGGCUCAGACUCGUACAGCAAUGCUGAAGAUUUUGGGAGAUCUUGAUCAGGAGGAUUACUUCGGCCUGAUAAUCUUUGACUCUAGUGUAGAUGUCUGGAAAGCUGAACUUCUCCAGGCCACGGAGAAUAAUCUGAAUAAAGCAAAGGAUUUUGUGAAGGACAUCCAGGCUAGAGGAGCCACAGACAUCAACGCUGCAGUGCUGAAGGGGGUGGAUAUGAUCAAGAGAUACCCACGAGCAGGCUCCGCCUCCAUCCUUAUCCUGCUCACCGAUGGAGACCCCACUGCAGGUGAAACAAACACAGGGAGAAUUCAGGAAAAUGUCAAACAGGCCAUUGAUGGUAAAUUUCCACUUUACUGCCUGGGGUUUGGAUUUGAUGUUAAUUUUGAUUUCCUGGAAAAAAUGGCGCUGGAAAAUGAUGGAGUUGCUCGCAGGAUCUAUGAGGACUCAGAUGCUGACCUCCAGCUGCAGGGCUUCUAUGAGGAGGUGGCCACGCCGCUCUUAACUGAUGUUCAAAUAAACUACAACGGAGCAUCAAAUCUCACCCAGACCAGUUUCAGGCAGUAUUAUAACGGCUCCGAGAUUGUGGUGGCGGGACAAAUCACAGACAACAGCCUGGAGACUUUACAAACUGAGGUCAUCGCAAUCUCAAUAGGCUUAAAAGUUACUUACCAGGACUCCGUGUCGACAAAAGACGUCAUUGAUGUUUUACCACAACAUGAAAACUUCAUCCAGAGGCUGUGGGCUUAUCUUACAGUCAAACAGCUCCUGGAGAAAGAAGUGACACUUAAAGGAGAUGAGAAAGAAGCUGCCAAGAAAAAAGCUCUGGAUCUCUCUCUCAAAUAUGAAUUUGUGACUCCACUCACCUCCAUGGUCGUCACUAAGCCACAAGAAAAUGAGACACAGGUCGCCCACAAACCCAAAGAAGGGGAAGAGCCACGCACACACUAUCGCCGUGUGUUGGCACAGCUGCCUCCAAUGAUGAGGUUCCUAAUUUCUAUCCUGCCAAAGCCGAUCUGUUAUGACGCACCUGCAGGGCACAAACUACUCCUUCUUAAAGACCCCUCAUCAGACUUCUCCAUGAAUGGCCACCUCUCAGACGAAGGCUUCCAGGUGAUUGUUCUUCAUUAUAAAACAGAGAAGCUUCGCGUGAGCCAUAAUAACAUUGUCUACAAUAAUGGAAAGAACAGAGUGAAGUUUGUAUGGGGGCAGUUGGAUCCCGGCAGGCAUAAGUCACACAAUGUGUCAAUAUUUCUAAGGAGCAACAAAUUAAACGUCACCAUGGGAAGUGUAAAUGUUGUUUUCCUUCUUCAUAAGAAAUUUGGGGAUGUGUUUCUGUGGCCUGUUAUUCAUCAACAACCAAAAAAUGCUGACAUCCAAGGCAUUCUGGAAAAAACUGAUCUUCAGUAUGAAGAGGUAUCAGACUCAAAGAUCAAAAUUAAGGAUCUGGAGAUUGAGGCAACCUGGAGCUCGGCCAUCGACUACAGAUUUCCUACAGCCCCUAGUGUGGAGUGCUGGCUUGUACCGGUACAGUCUGCCCUGCAGGGGGAGCUGUCUGACUUCACUGUCUCACAGCUGUAGAAUUGCCUUUUUCCCCUAAACACUGACUUGUUGCUGUUCUGCUAGAUAUUAAUGAUUAUCUAAGGAAAGAGCC